Messenger RNA from Lemur catta (Ring-tailed lemur), 1478 nucleotides. RefSeq names its product phospholipase A2 group XIIA (gene PLA2G12A). Bases 1 to 567 code for a protein of 188 amino acids. Gene Ontology annotation, biological process: phospholipid metabolic process; lipid catabolic process; arachidonate secretion. Gene Ontology annotation, molecular function: calcium ion binding; A2-type glycerophospholipase activity. The transcript is spliced from 4 exons. NCBI's taxonomy places the organism in Eukaryota, Metazoa, Chordata, Mammalia, Primates, Lemuridae. Gene Ontology annotation, cellular component: extracellular region. The record is from RefSeq and is a predicted model, not a curated record.
AUGGCCGGGCCCGCGCGCCCGCUCCUGCUGGCCCUGCUGGCCGCCGCCGCCGCCGCCGGGUGCGAGGAGCAGGCCGGGACCGCCGACUGGAGGGCCACGCUGAAGACCAUCCGGAACGGCGUGCACCGCAUAGACGCGUACCUGAACGCCGCCCUGGACCUCCUGGGGGGCGAGGACGGGCUCUGCCUGUACAAGUGCGGCGACGGAUCUAAGCCUUUCCCACGUUACGGUUACAAACCCUCCCCGCCGAAUGGAUGUGGCUCCCCACUGUUUGGUGUUCAUCUCGACAUCGGCAUCCCCUCCCUGACCAGGUGCUGCAACCGGCACGACAGGUGCUACGAGACCUGCGGCAGCAGCAAGAGCGACUGCGACGAGCAGUUCCAGCAGUGCCUGUCCCGGAUCUGCCGCGACGUGCAGAGGACGCUGGGGCUGGCGCAGCACGUGCAGGCGUGUGAAAAAACAGUGGAGCUCUUGUUUCACGGUGUGAUACAUUUAGGCUGUAAGCCGUACCUGGAUGGGCAGCGAGCCGCGUGCAUGUGUCGUUACGAAGAAAAGACUGAUCUUUGAAGAAGACACUGACAGCUGGUGACAGAUGAGGGUGGACGAACAUAACCUUUGACCAAGAACUACAGCAUAAAGCUGUCCUCUUUUGUGAAAAGCUCAAGACGUUCCAAGAGUUUAUAUUUUGAUGUGAAAACCCCAAAGUAAAAGCGGGGGAAGUGGGGAGGGCGCGUCUGCCCUCUCAGGUAUCUUCCCGGUGGUGUUGCUCAGUGUGCCAAAUCGUCUUGACACGUGUGUGUUAAGGGGAGAAUUUCUAAAAAGAAGAAUAUAUAACUCAAUUUCACAACCAUUAUUUACAAAAAAGAGAUCAAAUGCAAAAUUCAUUAUAAGGUCUGUUCAACAUUAUUUGGAAAUGUGGGAGAUUCUUCAUUUAUGUUAAUAGAAGUAUUAUUUGUUUACUAGGAAAUUUUAAAUAUUACAUUUGUGCCUGAAAAGAACUGAAUGUAUUUUUUCUCUAAUUACACAUAAUUUGCUUCUCUUUAGCCCACUGAGCAUAUAGACAAGUCACACAUCUGUGCGAACUAGUUACAAGGACAAGGUUUCCAAUGUCAGUUUCUCUUGUAAAAUUGGAACCAUCAUCUGGUUUCCUCCCAGGAAGCAAACCCAGGAUAUCUAAGGAUUAUGUAAUAUGCCCAGAAGAUGCCGUGACCAAGAUUCGGAAGCGUAGCCACUUCCAUUUUAUGAACCAUUCGUGCGACAAAUGUCACCUUUUGCUAUAUAACCUUUGCCUAAAUUGGAGAAAAGAUGGAUUUAAUGAGACAAGUGAAAAGUUGAACAUAACACAUGAGGACGCUGUUGGCUCUUCUGCUUUGAUGUUUAUUCCCUGGCACUUGUUCCCCGUGGUAGAUUCUGGGAUAUUUUAAAAACUGUAACUUUUACUAAUUGUGGUCUUAAUAAAGGUGGUUCUUGAUACUGUU